Messenger RNA from Triticum dicoccoides, 2466 nucleotides. RefSeq lists its product as uncharacterized. The record is from RefSeq and is a predicted model, not a curated record. NCBI's taxonomy places the organism in Eukaryota, Viridiplantae, Streptophyta, Magnoliopsida, Poales, Poaceae. Bases 408 to 1094 code for a protein of 228 amino acids. The transcript is spliced from 7 exons.
ACGUGUUAGCACAGAUCUUAAAGCACGUCUAUCCUCUUUCACCAUGCAGCCGUAGCCACAGAGUUCAGCGGCCGGGGACCGGGAUCAUCGUCGUCGGCACUGCAUUUUCUUUCCUUUUUGUUCAGGAUAAAGGAGACGAAAACAUGAGAGCGACGGGACGGUAUAUGGGAAGCAGUGCAUCUCGACCGGGUCGAUUCCGUCGCCCGCAGCUCACAUACGAAGCUAGAGUAAGUUUUCCCUGUCAGUUUGUGCUCUACAUACACCGAUACAUACACGCACUAGAUUUUUGUGUGUGUCUACCUAUCAGUGGACGAUCGACUUUGUCUCUUGUCAUCCUAGCUAGGCUGCAACGUCCACGGCCAAGUUGAAGACGUAGUCGUACCCCGGCAAGGCAAGGCAGCCCGAGGAUGGCUUGGGCGGCUUGCCGCUGGACUACCGCGUUCAGAAUCAUACGGUGCGCCGUCCUGGGGGCAGCAAGGCUGACCUCGCCUGGGUGCGCCGUCCUAGAUGCGCCGACCGCUUGGCCAUUGGCGACGUCGACCUCAUGGGCGCUUGUCAGUACGCGGAGGAGAACGACGACGCCACCCUCACCCUGUAACGCGCGCCCGCGUGGCGCCGUUGUGGUGGCCGCCGCCGUGGAGGUGGUGGUGGUGGACACGACACGUGAACAUUAUGUCGACGACGACUGCGACGGCGGCUCGACUCCCGUCGUCCACGUCUACGGCUCCGUGACCGCGAAAACCAGAGCGACUUCGGGCGAACGCUGGGUGGAGGAGCACAGCCUGUUCCACAGGGCGAAAGGCCAGCUGGCCCGCGUGCCCAGAGACGCGCCCAUACCGCUGCAGACGACGGCGGUGCUCGUCUCCGCGCCGCUGUGCUCGCACUCGGAGCUUCAGGUCUCCGCCGAGCUGCUGGACGCCAGCGCGUCGUGGCAGAGCCCCGACCACGAAAUCGCGCGUGGCUCCGUGGUCUUCGCCCCACGCCUGGCCGGGACCGACACCGCGGAGAUCGCCGGCGCCGACGGCAAGGUCAGCACCGCUGUUGUCACCGGGCAGAAUGGUCGACUGGCCAUGGAGCCCUCUGCGAGCAGGUGAGCUUAAUUUCUAGGGGUAUGAGGUGAUUCUGGUCACCUCCGGCGCCGUCGGCGUCCGGAGGCAGAGGCUCAUGUACCGAAAGCUCAUCAACAACAGUUUCGCUGAUCUACAGAACCCACAGUUCGACCUGGAUGGGAAGGCCUACGCUGCCGUCGUCCAGAGUGGCCUCAUGGCUAUCUACGAUACACUGCUUAGACAAGUUGUUCGUCGUCUGUGUUGUUAGCCAGCAAGUCUGUGUCAUUAGCCAGCAAGAAGAUCCUACUUUCAGAACUGAUGUGCUAUUCUCACAUGCAAUUAACUUGAUCUGGUUAGAAAGAACCAAUGGUUGGUGCUUGUUAAUUGCAUUAAUAGUAGUUGUUGUGUUAUGUGGUGAUUAUAUGUGACACACAUAAAGUAUGGUAUAAAUGUGCUUUUAUUGUUCAACAAGCAGGUAUUUCUGCCAUUUUUUGUUGUCUUUCAUCUUGGGAUAGCUACGUAUCUGUUGCAUAUGUUUUAGGCAUCUUGGGAUAGCUACAAAUCUGUUGCAUACACUUUUUAAAAUUAGGCGGAGAAACUUUUACCAAUUGGUGGCAGGUCCCUUUUUGGUUUGCUACAUUAUUUUGCUGUUUAUUAGGCAACGCACUAAUUUCCCUUUGCUUACUAAUGCCAUGAUUCCUUUUAUGUUUAUGGUAAAAACAGUUGGGUAAUUCUUCUGUUGCUUCACGGAUUUUCCUGCACGUUGUGUCUGUAUUACUGUCACUGAAGAUAUACCUCAACUGAAGAUCUAGCUCGCGACGAUGAUGUACCUAAGAUGGCAAGCACCAUUUUGUUGGUUCCUGUCUUGCCAAUGUCUACAACAAUAUGUGCGUCCUCUGUCUCAUCUGUGUCACUACUGUGGGGCGACUCAUAAUGGGCCUAUCAAGCAUACUGACCUUGUGAUGAUAGAUAAAGAGGUUGAUUUCUGUGUCAUUCAGAUAAAUAUAAAUUUAUCCCAAUGAACUGAAAAGUGAGUGCUUUUUUGGUUGUUUCUGUUGUUGGUCCAGAAGAUUCCUGGUGCUUCUUGGUGUUUUUACUACAUGUGCAGUAGUAUACUAUGCUAACCCACAUAAAUGACUGAAGUCCUGCGCUAAUCCUUCUUGGCACUUCUUGGUGUUUUAACUAAAUGCUUUAGUCCUGCGCCUCAUAGAAGCAGUUUUACCUAAAUGUAAUGAACUAAUUAAGCACCUUCUUUUAUUGUUGGCUAAUACUUUGGUUUUAUCGCAUGCUACAUUCUAUAUGAUGAUACACUACACUCUAAUAAGUCCAGGCAUUAUAAACCCUAUGUCAGCUAUGUAUGAAUUUGGAAUCUAUAUUGCAGAAGUAUUUGCAAAUGUUGUAUAUGAUGCUAUCUCAG